AUGGCCGGACUCGCACCCCCUCGCCAGUUCGAGCGCGACUCGUUGGAACUGGCUUCUCUCGCUUCCUCGGACCACAACUCGCGUGACAGCAUCGACUCGUCGGCCUCGGGCGUGCCCUCGUCGCGCAACCUCUCCUUUGACCAUGACCAUCUUGGAACCCUUGGUCCCAGCAGUCGAGGCAAUGGCGGUCGGAUGAACAGAUCAUACUCGGUGUCCUCCGCUUUCGACUUUGCUCCCGCAUUGUUUCCUUUGUCGAGUCCAGGAGCAGGAUACACCGCCAUAGGCGCCCCGAGCGGACAGCCCAUGCCAGCAGGAGGAGAAGGAAGCUUGGAAAGACACAAAACAUUGACCUUGUGGAAAGGCGGUCUGUCGCUGGUUGUUGGCCUCAUCAUUGGCUCUGGCAUCUUCUCGUCUCCUGCUCAGGUCAACAUCAAUGCCGGCUCUCCUGUCGCUGCCUUGGUAGUAUGGGUCAUCGCAGGUCUGCUUGCCUGGACCGGUGCUUCGAGCUAUGCAGAGCUCGGUAGUGCUAUGCCGCUCAAUGGCGGUGCGCAAAUCUACCUGAGCAAGAUCUAUGGUGAAUGGGCCGGCUUCCUCUUCACCUGGUGCGCUGUCGUCGUACUGAAGCCCGGUUCGGCUGCCAUCGUCGCCAUCAUUUUUGGCGAAUACACGGUCAGAGCUUUUAUCGGUGCAGAUGCCAUGGAUGCAAGUACCUGGAUCAACAAGGCUGUCGCCAUAGCUGGAGUCGUGCUCGUCACUGCUCUCAAUUGUGUCUCCACAAAAGUCGGUACACGCAGCACUGAUGUAUUCGUGCUUCUCAAAUUCUUCGCAUUGGCUGGGGUUACCGUCGCAGGCGUUGUUGUAGCCAUCACGGGCUGGAGCUUUGAGGGGAAUGUGUCGAAAGAAUGGAAGCACUCUUCUUUCUGGGUAGACGGCACUAAGAACGACGCCAGUAACUGGGCGGUUGCUAUCUAUGCUGGUCUCUGGGCAUACGAUGGAUGGGACAAUGUCAACUACGUUGCUGGAGAGUUCAUCAAUCCGCAGAAAGACCUCCCACGGACCAUCCACACUUCGCUGUCUACGGUGGUCCUAUCGUACUUGCUCGCCAAUAUUGCCUACUUUUUGGUCUUGCCUUUAGCAACGAUCAAUUCGUCCAACACUGUUGCUGUAGCAUUCGGUCGCUUUGUUCUUGGCCCAGUAGGAUCUUUCGUUCUUGCACUGGUCGUAGCUGGAUCAUGCUUUGGCAGUCUAAAUGCGACCACUUUCACCUCCGGGCGUCUUGUCUACGCUGCUGGCAAAGAAGGAUGGCUGCCCGCCUUCUUUGGUCAGAUUGGCUUUACCAAGGCCAGCGCUGUCCGUCUUCCAUACCGCCCAUCUCGAGUAUCUCGCUUGACGCAAUUCAUCGCCGAUGACGGAGUCGGCUUGUUUUACACACCAGCAUAUGCUAUGAUGCUCAAUGCAGCUCUGACUAUGAUAUAUGUUGUGGUGGGGAGUUUUGGAACUCUUACAACAUUCUACGGAGUUGCUGGAUACACUUUCUAUUUCUUCACGGUUCUUGGCCUCAUCGUUCUCCGCGUCAAGGAGCCCGACCUCGAACGACCAUAUAAGUGCUGGAUCACAACGCCAAUCAUUUUCUGCUGCGUCAGCUUGUUCUUGCUUAGUAGAGCUGUCUUUGCACAGCCACUGCAGACGCUUUUAGUAGUAGCUUUCAUCCUUGCUGGAUUCCCAUUGUAUGCAUGGAGAAUGAAGGGCAAGAACGGCCAAGGGAGACAACAAGGAAUCAAGUGGAAGUUCUGGGAACGAUGGACACGACGAUGA
This is a messenger RNA of Aureobasidium namibiae CBS 147.97, 1815 nucleotides long. RefSeq names its product amino acid transporter. Gene Ontology annotation, biological process: amino acid transmembrane transport. The transcript has 2 exons. Lineage: Eukaryota; Fungi; Ascomycota; Dothideomycetes; Dothideales; Saccotheciaceae. Gene Ontology annotation, cellular component: membrane. The record is from RefSeq and is a predicted model, not a curated record. Gene Ontology annotation, molecular function: L-amino acid transmembrane transporter activity. The coding region runs from base 1 to 1815 and encodes 604 amino acids.